Lobosporangium transversale is the source of this 1737-nucleotide messenger RNA. RefSeq lists its product as hypothetical. The record is from RefSeq and is a predicted model, not a curated record. Bases 1 to 1737 code for a protein of 578 amino acids. Lineage: Eukaryota; Fungi; Mortierellomycota; Mortierellomycetes; Mortierellales; Mortierellaceae. Gene Ontology annotation, molecular function: protein binding. The transcript has a single exon.
AUGUCAAGAAAUCCGUUUGAUGUCCCUGAUAUCAGAGCUCGCCUUAUCCAAGCACUUGAUACUAACUCUGUAGUUGCGUGCAGUCGAGUAUCUAAGACAUGGAACGACUAUUUCACACAACGAGCUUGGAAAAGCAUUGAUCUCAAGGCGAAGUCAGACCUCAAGGAAUUGGACCCAAGGAUUGUAACCAAGAAUGGGCAUCUGAUUCGGCAUAUCAAGGGAAUUAAGAAACGAUCUGAACUCGGGAUUUUUUUUGCAGCAUCUAGUGUAAAAUAUCUCGAGAGUUUAUGUCUCGGUGUGAAGUCUAAGCAUGGAUUUCGGCCACAGACGAUCAAACUAAUUCAACGUAAUCUGGCAACACUUAACAGGUUAGAGGUAUGGGGAAGGUCUACGGAAUCGGACCGAGUAGAAUUUGGGUGGCUGGUAGAAGCAUUAAUGCCACUGCCGCCUUUCAACAAUGACAAUACUUGUAGUGGCUCACGUUUGACACACCUGUCACUUGGAUAUAUUCAAAUGACACGGCAUGCUUUCUCCAAGAUCCUUUCCUACUGUCCUCGUCUCAAGGAUAUGACCAUUAGCCAUUGCGGCUUUCUUGGAAGCAGCAAUGCAUCAACAACAUCAGCAACAGCAAGUGAGUCAACGACAGCAAAUGAUGAGGAAGUUUAUUUUGGACACAAGGGUGUGACCUCCAUCUAUGCAUCACUCAGUCAGGUCUUUCAUCCGACACGAUGUGGUUCAGCUAUACCACUCCUAGUCCAUUUCCCUGCCCUAGAAAAAUGGGAAGUUUGGAGCUAUAUGACACCAUUGGACCCUGCCGCCAGUGUAAUCCAAUCGGCACUUCGGGAGUACUGUCCACAUUUAAAAGGAGCGGCUGUUAACCAUACAGCGGGUCCUGUGGCACAUGAGUUUCUUCGUAAAGUCUUUGUUCAUUUAUCAUAUAUUGCAUUUCCUUACAAGAAAUUGAGACCUGAAGUGAUCUUGGGAAUUUUGGUCCACCAGUCGACAGUACAAACAAUUCGAGCGUAUGAUAGUAACUUUCGAAGCUUUAGUUACUAUGUGGAUGAAGUGUUGCCGGUGGCGGCACAGGAUCCAUUUACAGAAUCAUGGAUGAUUCAGUUGAUGAUGUCCCGUUGUCCCAAGUUGUUGUGUGUGGAUUUUCCGACACAUGAGAUGAAUAUGGAUAUGGUGGAACAGUUUCCAUGGAUAUGCAAGGAUCUGACAUAUCUAGGGGUGCGGAUUCGAGGCCUGGAUACGAAAGACCUGAUUAUGACAGUGAUUAAGAAAUGGGCUCGAGGAUGUCAUGCGCGGCGGCGACGAAAGAAAGCGGAGGUAGCAGCCGCAGUAUCAUGUCUACAAACCAAGGAGAAGAUCAAAAAGAGGAGGAAAAAGAAAAACGGAGAAGAGGAUGAAAAGGCAACGAGUGAAAGGCAAGAUGAAGAAGAAGACGGAGGAAGCGGAGAAGACGAAAGCACGAAAAGGAAAAGCAUGAAAGAUGAGGGGGAAGAAGUGAAGCCGAAGAAAAUGGAUAUGUUAGGGCACCCAGAAGGGCAACUGCCUCUAAUGAACGCAGCACUGUUAGAGGAACAAGACCUGCUGUUGGCAAGCGAUGUGUCAACAAGUCAGGUUCUCGACACAGAGAAGACGGCGCUGGUGAACCGAGUAGCCCGACAUUUGCUCCAGUUUCCGCGACUGAAAGUCAUCUGGUUAGGCUACAAACUAUGGACAGUGCCAACAUAG